UUAAACCCUCGGCGGAGGUGCAGCGUCUUCCGCGGCCGGGCGAGGUGAGGUGAGGGCGAGUGUCCGCGGACGGCGGGCGGCGCGCGUCUCCGUGGGCCCGCGCCCCACUCACGGCCGCACUUCCUCCGCAGGCUCCUCCCGGGAAGCCGAGAUGGACGCGGCCGGGGAGGAAGGUGUUCUUUUGGCUGAUGAAAAAUUUGACUUCGAUCUUUCACUGUCUUCUUCAAGUGCAAAUGAAGAUGAUGAAGUCUUUUUUGGGCCUGUUGGGCACAGAGAAAGAUGUAUUGCUGCCAGCUUGGAAUUAAGUAGUCAGAUUGCUGCACCGCCUCGCUUGCCAGCAUGUGACAGUGCCUGCGCUUUGAGCCCUCUCUCGGCAGAGAAGUUUGUGGAAGUGUACAGAGAGGCUCGCUUGCUGGCUUUGCAGCUGGAACGCCACAGCAGAGAAGAGGCCCAGGCUGCCGAGCCGGGAAGCUCUUCGAGCCAGGGCGUGGAAAGAUUCAUCCAGGAAUCAAAAUUAAAAGUGAAACUCUUUGAGAAAGAACAGGAAAUGGAGAAGAGCCCCAAGUCACUUAAAAGAGAGACAUACUACUUGUCAGACAGCCCCUUUCAGGGGCUGCCAUCCUCUGGGGAGCCCCUGUUCCAAGCCUCCCCCCAAGCCCUGCCCAGUGCUCCUGUUCAGGUGGGCCCUGUCCUGACACAGGGUCCGCCCCCCUCCUCUCGUCCUUUGCUAGGGGAGCCAGCUGCUGUCCACCCUUCGGAUCAGGCAGUACCUCAGAAGAGGGUUGUCAGCAAGCUGCAGCUGCCUCGAGCUUCAUUUGUGAGAGGACGGCACCUGCCCAGCGCCAUAGAAAAGCCCAAGACAGAGGUACCAGCUAUUCCUUCCACGGUGAAACUCCUCAAUGAAAAGCGAUCUCACGGGGAUGUGCUCCUGGACAAACCCAGCAAGGCUCUGGAUGAGGUCAGCUUUCCAGCUCAUGGAAGACACCUGGGCCAAGGCAAGCGAUCACUCCCCGUUCCCAGCAAGAAGACCCUGUUAAAGCCACCUGGCUAUACUGGCAGUCUCACAAGGAAAUCCUCUUCUUCUGGGUCUGUUUCCAGCAGCACAUCCAGUGUGUGUGCGUCUCCAGCAGCAGGUAAAGCUGAGUCAGGUGAACUCGCAGGUAUUCCUGGCAGCAGCUCCCGGCCUCUGUCAAACGCCAGCAAGCCAAGCAGAAUGGCAUCGGCCAUGCUGCGCCAGUCUCUGCCAGUAGCCCCCGCUGGGACUUCCUGCAGGCAAGCAAGGAGGGCCGACGCUGCUGAGUCCAUGGCAGAGCAACCCCAGGCUCCCAGCACAGCCCCUCUCCCUCUGCCCCAGACCCCAGGAAGUGGAGGCCUGAGGCUGGACCCUAACUCCAUUUUGUCACCCUCUUCUCAACCAAAUAAAACUGCAAGUGUAAGAAGGCGAGCUUCCUAUCUAAAUUCCAAGACAAAGGCCAUGCCCACCCCUUCAAAUACAUCUAAAAUGCUCAAGUUUUCUAUUGGAGACUCCCCAGACGGCAGGAUGCCAAGGUCCUCCCAGGCACAGCAGCUGCAGUCAUGCUUCUCGGUUGGCAGGGUGGUUGCUCACAGCACUCCUGCAAGACGUUCAUCAGGGCCAGCUUCACAAAGCCUGUCCAGCAGCAGAGGGACCCCUAUGAGUGCACGACGGGUGUCAGCACUGCCCACACCUGGGGGCUGGCGCCUCUCUGGCCUUCUGACAACUCCCAAAACCUUGCCCCGAGCUCUGGCUUCCCCGCUCUGUGUGCCUGCUCGGAGACUCUCUUCUGAGCCUCGGAAAAGAUCUGCAGUGAGGACUGAGCCUACGAGGGACAACAACAGGAGGACUGGUGGUGGGCAGGCAGGCCUGUCACCUGAUCACAGCUUUUCUGCUCCAUCCUCUGUGCCUCAGACACUUCAUUUUUCUGCAGAAAAGAAUGACUCUCCUUUCUCACAAGACUUCACAGGAGCAGAUCAGGUUGAGGCAAAGCCGAGGGAAGACACCUGCCCUGGGGAGGCUCUUCUCAUAGACGUCGGGCUGGGCCAACUCGCUAUCACUUGUGGAGCAGAAAGCACACCCCCGGCCGACCUCCUUCUCAUCGACUUCUCCAGUCCUCCUCAAGCAGAUGUGGCUUCAGGGCCUGCCAGCAGACCCCUGACUGACCUCACCACCAACACCCCGGACAUGCUCAGAAACAGUGCAUCCAAACCUUCACAGGCGGAGGGACAGCUGAUCGACCUGGGCUCGCCUCUGAUCCAGCUGAGCCCUGAGGCUGACAAGGAAAAUGUGGACUCCCCACUUCUCAAGUUCUGAUGCAGUAAGGUCCUGCCUUUUCGUCUUUGUGAAAGAACAGUCAUAAAGUGGCUUUCGAACCAAAUUUUAGAAGAAACUUCAUUUGACUUACACAUUUUUUUUUUAAAUCCUAAAUACACUCCCUGCGCAGCAGGUAGGGUGAGGGACAGGGGCUGUUGGGUGUGGACCUGGGUCUCUCCUGCUUUCUCCUCCCUGCCUUCCCACUAGACUAGAAUAUUAACAUCUAAAUUGAGGAUUUUUGUUGAGAAUUGUAAAAUAGCAAGU
Sciurus carolinensis (gray squirrel) is the source of this 2593-nucleotide messenger RNA. RefSeq names its product G2 and S-phase expressed 1 (gene Gtse1). The transcript is spliced from 11 exons. The record is from RefSeq and is a predicted model, not a curated record. Gene Ontology annotation, cellular component: cytoplasmic microtubule; microtubule cytoskeleton. Lineage: Eukaryota; Metazoa; Chordata; Mammalia; Rodentia; Sciuridae. Bases 152 to 2329 code for a protein of 725 amino acids. Gene Ontology annotation, molecular function: microtubule binding.